AAGAAUGAGGGGAGAGAAUGUAACCAAGGUCAGCGCUUUCGUCCUGCUGGGCUUCCCCACGGCCCCCCGGCUGCAGUACGCGCUCUUCCUCCUCUUCCUGCUCACCUACCUCUUCGUCCUGGUGGAGAACCUGGCCGUCAUCGUCACCGUCUGGAGCAGCGCCGCCCUCCACAGGCCGAUGUACUACUUUCUGAGCUCCAUGUCCUUCCUGGAGAUCUGGUAUGUGUGUGACAUCAUCCCCAAGAUGCUGGACGGUUUCCUCCUGCAGCGGAAACGCAUCUCCUUCAUUGGGUGCAUGGCUCAGCUGUAUUUCUUCAGCUCCCUGGUGUGCACCGAGUGUGUGCUCCUGGCCUCCAUGGCCUACGACCGCUAUGUGGCCAUCUGCCACCCCCUGCGCUACCAAGUCAUCAUGACCUCAGGGCUCUGCGUCCAGCUGGUGGUCUUCUCCUUUGUGAGUGGCUUCUCCAUCUCUGUGAUCAAGGUCUACUUUAUCUCCAGCGCCAGGUUCUGUGGCUCCAAUGUCCUGAACCAGUUCUUCUGUGACAUUUCCCCCAUCCUCAAGCUGGCCUGCACAGACUUCUCGACUGCAGAGCUGGUCGACUUCAUCCUGGCCUUCAUCAUCCUGGUGUUCCCGCUCAUGGCCACCGUGCUGUCCUACGGACACAUCGCCCUGGCUGUCCUGCACAUCCCCUCGGCCACUGGCCGUUGGAGAGCCUUCUCCACCUGUGCCUCCCACCUCACCAUGGUCACCAUCUUCUAUACAGCCUUGCUUUUCAUGUAUGUCCGGCCCCAGGCCAUUGACACACGGAGCUCCAACAAGCUCAUCUCUGUUUUGUACACGGUCCUCACCCCUAUCUUGAACCCGUUGAUCUAUUGUCUGAGGAACAAAGAAUUUAAGGAUGCCUUGAGAAGGGCUCUGCGCUUUGGUCAGGCUCCACUGUAGAAGCAACGCCUUGGAGCUCCGCUCUUCUAGAACGUCAUCUGAGAAUAUUUACCCUCUUGAUGCUGCCAUUUAAUGUGUAAGAAUGGAAAUUCCUUCUGUCAUGGUAGUGCUUCGUGUAUUUUAAAAACUACUUCCACAUCUGUUUUUCCCCUUCAGCUCCUGAUGGUUAAUAUCACAUGGGUUGGUGUGGUAGUGUCUUUUCUUCAUUUCUUCAUUUUCUUUUCUUCGUUUUGUAUCUGAGCAAAGUGGAACUUGGUGACCUUUCCUCGUCUUUAAAAUUACCCUGCACAUUUCAGGAAACAGCAAAACAUACCAGGUCAUCUGAGGUUUUAAAGUCCUAAAAUAAUUGCAGUGUUUGAAAGAACUGAAUUCUGGAACAAUGUGGUGAAAUGAGCUCCAGGUGUCCCCACAGCAGAGCAUGUCUGGGAGUUUAAGGACCUCGGGACUUUUGCUUAAACACUCAAGGCCUGUUCUCCCUAUCGUCUUUUUUCUUUGCAUAACCCCCCCACCUCUCACCCAUCAACCACUGAGAGAAUAAGAAGUGUUUUGUUAAUGUGUGAGGAGAUCCUGGUUGACCCGCCGUCCACGCAGAUGCCUGGGCAGGUGGGAACCACACCUGGGGACCCUCGCAGGCCAGAACAGUGCCUGGUGGGCAGUCGACAAACAUUUGUUGAAUUAAUGCCCCAAGAUACAAAAAAGAGGUUCUGUCUGUCUGCAGGGAACAACCAGGAGUUCCCUCAAGACCCUAGUCUUAUGCCCCACGGAGUCCUGCCCAAGGGUCAUGAAGAGGAGCUGGUAUCCCUAGAAUGAGUGCUCUUCAGGGGUGGGCACACUGAGUCAACACCUGGGGCGCCCCUGGAUCAGAAUCUCAGGAAGUGGGCCCAAAGGUGUGCACAGCCCCUUAAAACAUUACAUAUCUUUUCAGACGAC
Equus caballus (horse) is the source of this 1873-nucleotide messenger RNA. Lineage: Eukaryota; Metazoa; Chordata; Mammalia; Perissodactyla; Equidae. The record is from RefSeq and is a predicted model, not a curated record.